Messenger RNA from Lodderomyces pseudojiufengensis, 1581 nucleotides. It is a transcript of the gene HEX1, whose product is annotated as Hex1p. Gene Ontology annotation, molecular function: beta-N-acetylhexosaminidase activity. The transcript has a single exon. The coding region runs from base 1 to 1581 and encodes 526 amino acids. Gene Ontology annotation, biological process: glycosaminoglycan metabolic process; carbohydrate metabolic process. NCBI's taxonomy places the organism in Eukaryota, Fungi, Ascomycota, Pichiomycetes, Serinales, Debaryomycetaceae. Gene Ontology annotation, cellular component: membrane. The record is from RefSeq and is a predicted model, not a curated record.
AUGUUGAUAUUUCUAAUCUUCUUAAUUGGAAUCUAUGCUCAAAUUAAUGUACUACCCAAGCCACAAGUCGUUAGUGAAUAUGGUAAACCUUUAUUGGUUGAUUUACAAAAUUUAUAUUUAACAAGUGAUGAUAAUAUCUUGAAUAACGCGUUAAUUAGAAUCAAAAAUAGAAAAGUACCACGAGGUAGUGAACAAAUUGGAGUUUUUGAAUUUUUACCUUUACAAAUUAAAGUUUUGGUGAAUGAUUUUAUUUCGGAUUUAAAAAUAGGGAGUGAUGAAUCUUAUGAAUUACGAGUCAAUGCAAUUGAUGGUAUAGGUAUCAGAAGCGAAACCUUAUGGGGUGCCUUACGUGCAUUAUCGACUUUACAACAAUUACUAGUCAAAAUCAACAAUUCAAUUUUCAUCAAAAACUCAGUGAUAAUCAAAGAUUCACCACGAUUCCGACAUCGUGGAUUAAUGAUUGAUUCUGCAAGAAACUAUCUAACAAUUGAUUCAAUUUUGGAACAAAUUGAUAUAAUGGAAUUAGUUAAAAUGAAUGUUUUACAUUGGCAUUUAGUUGAUACUCAGAGCUGGCCUCUUGAAUUAGAUUCAUAUCCUCAAAUGUCAAAUGAUGCCUUUUCAAUUGAUGAAAAAUAUAAAAUUUCUGAUUUAAAAUUUAUUUUUGAAUAUGCGAGAGAAAGAGGAGUCAUUGUGAUACCAGAAAUAGAUAUUCCUGGACAUGCUAGAGCUGGUUGGAGACAAGUUGAUGAAGAGAUAGUAAUUUGUGGAGAUUGUUUUUGGAAAGGUUUAGCUGUUGAACCUCCUCCAGGUCAAUUAGAUAUUUUGAAUAAUAAAACAUAUGAAGUUAUAAACAAUGUGUUUAAUGAGAUGAAAUUCAUUUUUAAUACAAUUCAUGUGGGACAUGAUGAACUUCAAAAGUCUUGUUAUCCUCAAGAAUGGUUUCAAAAUCAAACAUUAAGUGAAAUGAUACAACUUUAUUUGAAUAAAGUCUUUCCAAUAUUCAACACUGCAAAUAUAAUUAUGUGGGAUGAUAUAAUAUCUCAGCAUAAUGUGAAUUUACCUCAAAAUAUAACUUUACAAGUCUGGCAUGGAUUUGAUGUUGUAAAAAAUUUAACAAAUAAAGGUCACCAGGUUAUUGUGUCACUGGCAGAUCAUCUUUAUCUAGAUUGUGGACAUGGAGGUUUUUUAACCAAUGAUAAGAGAUAUGUUGAAGCUCCAGAAAAUGAUGAAUUUAAUUCAGGACAAGCAGGUAGUUGGUGUGGUCCAUAUAAGACUUAUCAAAGAAUUUAUUCAUUUAACAUUUUAAAAAAUUUGACUAAAGAACAACAGUCAUUAGUAGUAGGAGCAGAAGCUGUGUUAUGGUCCGAACAAGUGGAUUCAAAUGUUUUAACUAGUUCAAUUUGGCCAAGAACAGCUGCUUUAGCUGAAACAUUAUGGAGUGGGUAUAAAGUUGAUGGAUUGAAAAAUUUCACACCCCGUAUAUUCAAGUUCAGAGAAUGGUUGGUUGAUUUGAAUUAUAAAGUACCUCCUUUAGCUUCUAAAUAUUGUUUAUUGAACCCUAAUGCAUGUAAUUAUUCUUGA